This is a messenger RNA of Pipra filicauda (Wire-tailed manakin), 6207 nucleotides long. RefSeq names its product Rap guanine nucleotide exchange factor 5 (gene RAPGEF5). Gene Ontology annotation, biological process: positive regulation of GTPase activity; Ras protein signal transduction. Gene Ontology annotation, cellular component: plasma membrane. Gene Ontology annotation, molecular function: guanyl-nucleotide exchange factor activity. The coding region runs from base 44 to 2635 and encodes 863 amino acids. The transcript has 26 exons. The record is from RefSeq and is a predicted model, not a curated record. NCBI's taxonomy places the organism in Eukaryota, Metazoa, Chordata, Aves, Passeriformes, Pipridae.
AGGGCGAGCGGGUCUACGCGCCGCAGCCCGGCAGGGAUGCGGCAUGGCCGUGGGCUCCGUGAAGAUGCCGUCGCCGUGUGAGGGCGCGGAGCUGGCCCGAAGCUGGAACCCCGGCGGCGGAGCCCACGAGCCGGUGCAGCUGCGGCAGAAGCUGCGGGAGCUGCCCGCGCUGCUGCGGAGCGGGCUCACGCUGCGGAGGAAGAGCGCGGCCGCCGCCGGCCGGACCCUGUCCAGAAGAAUUUCAAAUCCCUAUUUGGAAACUCCUUCAAAUAAGAUUUAUGGAGAAAGUUCUUCCUGUGCUGGGAGAGCUCUCAGGAAUAUUUUUACCCUACAAGCAUCUGACCUGAUUAAAGACAGGGUGUACCUUACUGGCAUUUGCAGGAGAAGCUGUGUUGGAUCAGAACUGGUAGACUGGCUUUUGGAGCAAUGCCCUUUUGUUAAGAGCAGAUCUACAGCAGUUGGAGUGUGGCAGCUCCUUCUGGAUAUGGGCAUUAUAUUAUCAGUGGACAGACAACUCUAUUUUCAAGACACUCAUGCUUUCUACCAGUUCUCAGCGGAUGAAUGUACCUAUCUUUUCUGUGAAUUUGAGAAAGAGGAGGAAUGGAAAAAUGGAGUAAAGCUCCUACUUCAACUACUGCCAUUGUCUCCCCCCAGGAUUGACAUGUGUAAUCUGCCUGAUCAAAAAAUAGAAGAUACGGCAGAAACCAACGCUGAAAUUCUUGCUCGUCUCACUUCUGCGGUACAGAGAGAACUGGCUGCUGUCAUUGCCCUGAAAGCAAGGAAGUCAGCUAUCUGUCAAAAUGAGGAAAACAGCAGUCAAGAAAUAAGAGGACUAGAAGAGCUCAAGGAUACCUCUGAUGCACAGGCAGGAGUUUUAUGCAAGCUUCAGGGAAGAGAUGACAUCGGACGGAUUGAGCUGGUCCAGAAGCUGGCGAGAGAGAACUGCCAGUUUUUGCAGGCGGAUAGAAAAUCACUGGAGAAGGCAGAACAAGCGGACGAUGGAGGCGGCGGCGAGCGGGCGCGGGAGGCGGCCGGCGCGGCGCUGGUGCUGCGGAAGGUGUGGUCACGCAGCCCGGCCCCCGAGCGGCGCGGGAGAUACGUGGUGGUGUCGGGGACGCCGGAGAAGAUUUUGGAGCAUCUCCUCAGCGACCUGCACUUGGAAGCCGCCCAGGACAAAGAGACGGAAACUCUGCUGGAUGACUUCCUGCUCACAUACACAGUCUUCAUGACGACCGAUGACUUGUGCCAGGCACUUCUGAGGCACUAUUGUGCUAAGAACCACCAAGGGAAAGAAGAUGACUCUGAUGUGUCCUGUAGGAAGCGGAAAGUCUUGCAUUUGGUAUCUCAGUGGACUUCUCUCUACAAAGACUGGUUACAUGAAGAUGAGCAUUUAAAACAGUUUUUAAAGACAAUAUACAGAAAUGUGCUAGAUGAUGUGUAUGAAUAUCCCAUUCUUGAGAAGGACCUGAAAGAAUUUCAGAAGAUACUUGGGAUGCAUCGCCGUCACACUGUAGAUGAGUAUUCACCUCAUCGAAAGAAUAAAACCUUUUUCCACCAGUUCAGUGUAAAGGAGAACUGGCUGCAGCACAGAGGAACCAUGAAUGAAAUAGAAGAGAUUUUCUGCCGUGUGUAUAUAACGGAGCACUCCUAUGUCAGUGUGAAAGCUCAAGUAUGCACUUCAGCUCAGGAGAUACUGAAGAUUGUGGCAGAAAAGAUCCAGUACCCGGAGGAGGAGUUGGCACUGGUGACUGUCGCGUUCUCUGGUGAAAAACAAGAACUACAACCAAAUGACUUGGCUAUCUCAAAAUCUUUGGAGUCAUCCAGUCGUAUGUUUGUCUACCGAAAAGAUCUAACUGAUUCUUUGAAUCCAUUUGCUGAAAAUGAGGAAUUGCAGCAAAGGUCUGUGAGGAUUUUGGGAAUCAACACCUGGGAUCUUGCAUUAGAAUUGACAAAUUUUGACUGGAGCCUCUUCAAUGCAAUUCAUGAGCAAGAGCUGAUAUACUUCACAUUCAGCAGACAGGGCAAUGCUGAAAACACUGAGAAUCUCAGUCUUCUGCUUCAAAGAUGCAACGAGGUCCAGCUUUGGGUUGCCACCGAGAUACUCCUCUGUAACCAGCUCUGCAAACGUGUGCAGCUAGUCAAAAAGUUCAUCAAGAUUGCUGCCCACUGUAAAGCCCAAAGAAAUCUGAAUUCAUUCUUCGCUAUUGUUAUGGGUCUCAACACUGCAUCUGUCAGCCGGCUGUCUCAGACCUGGGAGAAAAUUCCUGGGAAGUUCAAGAAACUUUUCACUGAACUUGAAAGUUUGACAGACCCUUCUCUGAAUCACAAAGCUUACAGAGAUGCAUUCAAGAAAAUGAAAUCUCCGAAAAUCCCCUUCAUGCCCUUACUUCUGAAAGAUGUAACAUUCAUCCAUGAAGGAAAUAAAACAUUUCUGGAUAACCUUGUUAAUUUUGAAAAGCUGCACAUGAUUGCAGACACUGUUCGGUCUUUGAGACAUUGCAGAAAUAACCAAUUUGGCAAUGAAGUUCCUUCGAAAGAGCAUCAUGAGCUGAAGCCAUAUGUCCAUCACCUGCAUGUCAUCGACAACCAGCAAGCUCUGUUUGAGCUUUCUCACAGGAUAGAGCCACGAGUGUGAGCGUACACAGCUUCCUAUAACCUUGUAACUGCAGCACUUUGAAUUAAGUGAAUGUUUAUGCCAAGCAUGUUGCUUCCCUAUAUAAGAACAGUUUACUGAGUUUUAUCAGUAGCUCACACAACAUGCGCAGGAAAAUCAGGCAAGAGCCAGCAAAGGAGCUGCUCACAGAGUUGCAGGGCAAGCUUGGUGCCAUUCCCACUGGUCACUGGGAUGUGAGGGAGCAGAGCAGCGUCCUUUGAACUCAGGAGCUUGGUUUCUGUGAAAAUAUUGUUUGGUCCUGUGUAGCUUUCAAUGCAGAUUCUGCCAGUAUUAGAAUGAAAGGAAUCAUCAUGUCACAGCAGCAAAACAUUUCAGCAAGCAACAUGCCGCAAGGGGAUUGAUUCCCAGUUCACCACAUAUGUACCUCACUAAUUCAAGGCUGCCAAAAGUAUUGUUGCCAAAAAUAAUGUGCAAUCUCUGCAGUUCCUCUGAGUCCACUGGAACAUCAUAUUUGAGAUAAGUGCAAACAAGCAAGGAUGGGAAUAUAACAAGGCAGCACAACCAGAUGAAACUCAAGUGUAUGUCGUGUUGUGGAGAUCAGCAGUAAACAGUCCAUGCUGUUACGGUCCCUUUAAGAACCUGUUCAUCCACACUGUAAGAGCCAGUCCACUUUCGUUGCAAUUCAUGGACACAGUUGUUUGUGUACUGAAAACAUGUUAUUUUCUUCCUUUUCAGUUAUCUCAGAUUUAGCACUGGGUCCUGCAGUUAACACGUUAUAAAUUAUUAUAGCAGAAGCUUUGUUUUCUGCUUGGAUUACAGCCUCUUUGAUGUCUAUUCAGAGGCAAUGCCUAGAUCCACCUAUAUUCCUAACUCAUCUCCUGGAAAUACCAUUUCAGCAGGUAAAACUUCAUCUAACUUGCACAUGCUUCUAGUUUUUAAAGAACAGAGAGGUGCACCUUACAAGGGUACCACUGUAAUUGCCUGCAUACGCACCGAGCUCUCAGCAUCAGGGUCCCUUUACUGCUUUUGUCCCUCUCAUACCCUUCUCCUAGCCAGUUCUCAUGUAGCUACAAGUACUACAUCUGGGCAUGUACUGAGGCAGCGUUUCUAAAGUCUUGUCUACAGUUGACCUACAUCUCAAGCACCAUCACAACCAUAGCUCUGGUUUUCAGUGCUAAGAAGUUGCCCUGAAAUAACCUAGUGAAUGCUGCAGGCAAUGUGCAGAGUGCUGCACGGUCUGCCACGUGUUUGUACACUGACUCAUGGCAACAGUCCUUUUGCACAGCAGGGAGGAUACAUAGCAUCGAUUGCCCAUCUCUAUUGUAUGUUUUCCACAUGAGGAAGACUUCCAAGAAAAUGCUCAUUUACUAAAAUAUGGGAAUACUGAAGUAGCAUGCUCUUCAUCAUUGUGUUAUCUCUGGUUUAAAGGGAUUUAAAAAAAGCAGCUUUAACAAGUAGUCCGUGGGGGAAUCUGUAGAAUGCAUUCAGUUUUCCCAUCUGUGAAAUAUUGUAUAGAUCUAUUGUAAAGGAAACAGAUGUUUCAGAAAUGUAUUUGCUUGUACUUUGUUAUUAUUAUCAAAUACUAUAUGAUUUUUUUUUUUUAGAAAAAAAGUCGUCUUUUUACCCAGUAAAAAGAAAAAAAAUAAACUCUUGCUGGCCAUGGAGUAAAAAUUUCCUAUGUUCUUCUGUAGAUGUGACUGCACAUAUUGUAAAUAACUGUUUAGUGCAAACAGACCAAAACUGUUCAGAUGAAGAUAUUAGCUGUGGUGGGCACCUUUUUGCAAUGUAAGAACAAAAACCAGAUGCAAUUUGUUACUUGUGUUAUUGCAGUUCUUCCUCUGGCUACAACACUCAGAAUUCCCACCCUAACUGCAUUACCUGGGUGGUUUCCUGGGUUUUGAGCUCCCCCUUGUGAAUUGUUUUUUUACUGUGGCAUUAUUUUUAGGAGCCUGUAUGUAGACCAUGCUUCCGCUCAUAUGGUGUAACUCUUUGGUCCACAAAUUGUUCUCUUGAAAUCUGUGGGAGAGGGAGGAUUAGAAGGUAUUCACGGUGAGAAAGUGACGCUGUUUCUCAGUUCACUGCAUUUGGCUCUGUGAUAGUUUUGGGUAGUUACUGCUGAUGAAGCAACAGUGAUGGCAGAGAAGAAUAAAAGACAAGGAAACAAAAGGGGGGGGGAAUAACAAUGACUCUGUGCUGCGGCUUUGAUUUGAAAGCCUGCUAGAGUGACCUUGAAGGCUCCUCACUCUGCCAAUUCAAAAUGAAGUAAAGGGAUGGGUUAACUUGUACCAGUAGGCUUCAAGCCAGCUGAGGUGUUGGCUAUCUGCAUCACUGUAAUUUCACGCUAAAUCAGCUGUUGUCUACCCCUUGCAGCUGGCAUAAAAUCGGUUUGAAGGCAUAUAGCCAGAAUUAACCUUGUUAUCUAUGUUAGACUACUAAUUAGCUAAUUAGACUACUGUUUAUAACUUUAAAAACUAGUUUUUAUAGUGGCCUGUAUAACUUGGAUAUAAAUUUCUGGUCGCAGGGUCCAAUGUCUGCAUCAAUUUCACUUUGAAAAUAUGGACCUUUUAACUGUUACCAUAAAAGAAAGGCAAAUAGCCUUAACCUGUAGCUAUUGUCUAAUUUAAAAAAAGGCCCUUCAGAGACUUCAUUCAACAGGUGAAAUAUUGCAGAGCUUUGCUGCAGACUGGCAAGCAGUUUGAAGGUGAGGUGGUUGGGAGAAGAACUACAAGUAAACCCUGUGAAAGGGAAGGAUAAUACUAUAGAGCCUCUGCCAGGGUCCAGCACUGAUGAUAUUGUGAUUUAUUUUUUUUUUUUACAUCCUUCAAUAAUGCAAUUAGGUUACAUAGGAUAAAAUCUAAUAAAUCUUGUAAAUUCGGUUUAUCACAGUCACACCUAGGCUUAAAUACUCUGCAAUUUUUUUAUAGUAGCUAGGAGGAUCAGUUAUACAUAAUAAAGGAAGGAGCUAUGUCACUUUAUACCUCUUUGAUGUGGGAUUUUGUUGCAACAAAUUUAGAUGUUUCUAUGACACAGCUUGUUGAUUCCAGCACCAUCUUGGAUAGUAAUAAAUUUCAUUUGCAUAACAGUGGCAAAAAAAGAGAAAGAUGUAAAUACUAAACAUUUUAGCAGAGUAAUAUUUAUUUGCAUAGCCUAUUUAUUGUCAUCUUAUACACUGUUAAACACUGGGAUGAAGUCAAUGAGCUGAGGUAAGAACACCUGCCUGUUCUCUCUGAGUGCCAUAAUGGUGUCAGCUUGCAUUAAAAGUAAUAAAAUAGAAGCCCCCAAAUCAAGGUAUUUACCUGACUUCUCAGGGACUACAGCUAGUAGUUAUCCACCAUUAUGAGACCUGGUAUGUAUGAAAUAAUCUGAUUUACCAGAAUCAAUGUUGCCAAUGUUUUCCUUUGCGUAUUUCAUGCUUGUUUGCCUGUACAUAUUAUUGUGUCGUGUAUUUAUGAGAGCUAGUAAGCAAUAAUUUAUAUGUCAAAAUGGCCAAGCAAUACAAGGUUAAAACUUGUAGAAGCAACUGUUAUGUUUAUCUUGCAUUUUCCAGUGUUUUUUAAUAUUGCUUUUCAAAAUAUAAAAACUACCUUAAUGAA